Molecule: messenger RNA, 5425 nt
Organism: [Candida] anglica
Lineage: Eukaryota; Fungi; Ascomycota; Pichiomycetes; Serinales; Debaryomycetaceae
Source: the annotation of a GenBank genome assembly
AAAUAGAUUAGCUCAAUUCCCUCCUAUUUUAUGUGGCUCCGACGCGAGAUCCGUACAAUGUGAGGCUCCAACUUUUUAGGUGGCAAACAUAUCUUUUUAUCCUGAAAACCAAGCCAAUCAUAUCAUAGAAUAACCACAAGCCUCUAAAUUCAAACCUGAAUAUGGUAUUUUUCAUGCAAGGAUUGAAACAAUAUGUCUAGCCGCGUCGGGUGACAGAUAAUGGCCAUCUUCCAAUUUCGUAUAAAUAGAUAAGGACCAGCCUGCCAAAGUACUUGCCAAUAAAUACUUCUGUAAUUAAUUUUGCAAUCCAAGCAAACGGUCUUUUUCUGGCCGUGGGAUAUUUUUCUUAUCAGUUCUUUUACUCGGAAAAAGACGAAAAAAUAAAAAAAAAAGAAUUCAAGACUUAUUUUUUUUUUUUUUUAUUUUAAACUUUUCGCUAUCUUGAGAGGGAACCUCAAUAGUUAAUUGUGAAAUUUAAUCAUCCUAUCCCCUAGAGUUUCUUUCUGAAGUCAAGAUACGACCCCAGAUGGAUAUUAUGUUCAACAAGGACUCCUGGGAGUUACCGCCAGUCUUGUACAAGCCCCACGGUAAUGCCAUUGAUCCUGACUUUUAUGCCCUUGUAGUGGCUGCAUUUUUCGUCCUUAUUGGUCCUUUUGCUCUCUACCAAUUACUCGAGAUUAUAUAUGCUCGUGAAUACGGUGUCUUCAACAUCAAGUACUCUUUUGGAAAUGCUUUCACCAGCUCGAAUACUGGUUCCGCUCACCAAGUGAGAUUGGCUGCCGUUCUUGUUCAAUCCAUUUCCUUUGCUGUUUUGGCUUUCCUUAACUUUGGUUGGAAUUAUCAAUAUUACAUUCUUGCUAUAGCUACUGUCUUGACAGCUUUGGUCAUCUUACCCCUUCAUGCACGGGAAACAACAAGGUCUUCUUCUCAACUUGCUUCAAUUCUUAUUUAUUGGACUGGGACCUUUGUUUGGAUUUCGGUCGCGGCAGUGCAAGAUUUGUCCCUGAAACAUCACUUGUUAUCCACUGGUUCUCCUCUUGGUCUUACUCUUGAUAUUAUCCUUGUGUUGAAUUCCUUGUUCAUUUUCGUUUCAGAAUUGGCAUUUUGGAGCCCUUCUGUUGAACUUGUCGAUUAUUAUAACCUCAAUGAAUGGAGACUCGACCAAUCUCGUAAUAUCUAUUCAACCUUGACUUUUAUAUGGGCUCAGAAACUUAUUUCCAAGGUGUACAACACUGACACUGUAGGAAUGGAAGAUCUUUCUCCAGUUCCCUUGUAUAUCACUUCCGAAUAUACUCUGUCUAAACUUCAACAAGUAUGGGAUUCUGCCUUGUUCAAGGCUAAACAACAACAAGAGCUUGCGAAGAAAUCCAAGAAAAACCCAAGAUCAGGCUUAUGGGCUAAGAUCUUUGGUAAAAAGGAAGUCGAUGAUUCGAAACUAAAUGUUUCUCUUUUCCUUUCUAUAGCAGUGGCAUUUUCUGGUUUAAUUAUUUAUACUUUAACAUUGAAUCUUAUUGAAGUCACUACUUCAUUUAUUCAACCAUUCCUUUUACAAUGGUUUAUUAGAUACUUCACAGCAACCACCGGCUUAUCCGUGGAAGAUGGUACAUCUCCAUUAGACCCACCACCUCCAAAGAUUCUUGGGUUUUUCAUUGCUGUACUUAUUUUCAUUAUGUCUGCAUUGAGAUUCUGCCUUUUCAAUCAAUAUUUUACUCAAAUCUUUAAUAUUGUUUACAGUUGUCAAUCAUCUCUUACAGUGAUGAUCUACAAUAAGGCUCUUAAACUCACACCUCAAGCUCGUAAAAACAAAUCUACUGGUGAUAUCGUUAAUAAUGUUACUAUGGAUAUCAGUACUAUUCAAUGGUUUUGUCUGUCAUUACAAGAUUUUGUUUCUACUCCUAUCAAAUUCUUCUUGUGUCUUGCUUCAUUGUACAAGAUUAUUGGUCAGGCUACUUGGGGAGGUGUCGCAGCAGCAGCUAUCCUUAUUCCAAUCAGUUCUAUUUUAAGUACUUCCUUUAUGAGUCUUUACCCUAUUCUUAUGAAGCAUACCGAUUCUCGUACUAGUUUAACUACUGAAAUUUUAAACUCCAUGAAGAGUAUUAAGCUUUAUUCCUGGGAAAAGCCAAUGUUGGCAAGAUUAAGUGCUAUUAGAAAUGAUAAGGAAUUGAAGACAUUGAAGAAGAUUGGUAUUUAUUCAGCAGGAUCUCAAUUCUUAUGGAAUUGUAUCCCAUUUUUCGUCUCAUGUGCUAGUUAUGCUACUUUCACUUAUUUAUAUGACAUUCCAUUGACUCCAGAUAUAGUUUUCCCUUCAUUAUCUUUGUUUGAUAUGCUUACCGAGCCUGUUUUCAUGCUUCCAAACUUGAUCACUAACCUUAUCGAAGCUAGAACUUCGUUGAAGAGAUUGAGCGAUUUACUCUUGAUGGAUGAGUUAGAUACUGACUUUAUCACCAAGACUAACACCCCAUUAAAGUCCGGUGAAGUUUCGAUCAGUGUUUCAGAUGCAACAUUCGUCUGGACCAACAAGAAGAAGCUGACUGACUCCGACAGUAAUUCAGAUGAAGAACAAGCUAUUGAAUCUAGUGACAAGCCCGAGAUUGCCUUAAAUAAUAUCGAUUUUACCGCCAAAAAGGGUCAAUUGACUUGUGUUGUUGGUAAGGUCGGAAGUGGUAAAACUACUCUUUUCAAGGCUUUAUUGGGAGAAGUUCCAUUGUUAACUGAACAAGAGUCCAAACCAGAGAUUGAAAUUAAUGGUACGAUUGCUUAUUGUUCCCAAUCUCCUUGGAUCUUGAAUGGUACUGUUAAGGAAAACAUUUUGUUUGGAUGUAAGUACGAUAGAGCCUUUUAUCAAAAGACCAUCGAUGCUUGUGAAUUAUCAACUGACUUCAAGGUUUUACCAGAUGGUGAUGCCACUGUUGUCGGUGAAAAGGGUAUUUCGCUCUCUGGUGGUCAAAAGGCUAGAAUUUCUCUUGCUAGAGCUGUUUAUUCCAAGUCUGAUAUUUAUUUCUUUGAUGAUGUUCUUUCCGCUGUCGAUGCUCAUGUUGGUAAAAACAUUAUUGAAAAGGUCUUGGGACCAAAUGGGAUUAUUUCUACAAAGACCAAGGUUUUAGCUACCAACUCGGUAACCGUUCUUCAUGAAGCUGAUGAAAUCUUUUUGUUAAAGUCUGGUCUGAUUGUUGAAAAGGGUAACUUCUCAGAUGUUAUGGCUCGUGGCUCUGACUUGGCUACCUUGAUUAAGGAUUUUGGUCGUAAAGAUGACAAGGAACAAGAGGACGAAGUCUCCGAGGAGACAAAGUCUGCAUCUACCACGCCUCCGGUUUCAGCUACUUCAUCAAACAAACCAAUUACCAACAUAAUUGCCGAUGAAACGAUUGUUGAAUUCACUGGUGAUGAAGUUGCCUUACAACGGGUAAUUUCCAAUGAAACCAUCGGUAAGGCUAGUUUGACUUCGUACUCACACGUAUACGUUGACGAGGAUGAUGACGGAUCGAAAAAGAAGACCGGGAAUACAACUGAAGAUAGUGAGAAGGGUAAAGUCAAACUUGCUGUUUUCAUUGAAUAUUUUAGAGCUUGUAACUAUGCUUGGGUCACUAUCUUUGUACUUUUCACCUUGUGUAUUUACGUUGCUGGUGUAUUGGAAAAGUCCUUAUUAACUGCUUGGUCGCAAAUAAAUGCCGAUGCUGGAGAAACUGUCGAUGCCAAAUUCUACUUAACCAUCUAUUUGAUUAUUGGAGUUAUUGGAGGUAUCUUGAACUUGGUUUCAGCCUUUAUCUUAUGGUCCUUGUGUAUCAUCCGUGGUGCUCGUUAUUUCCAUGACACUAUGGCUAAGUCUAUUUUGAGAUCUCCAAUGAGAUUUUUCGAAACUACACCUGUUGGUCGGAUUUUAAACCGUUUCACGGAUGAUAUCGGGGUCAUUGAUAUGCAAUUGCCUUGGAUUUUUAUGUCCUUCUUAUCACUUAUUGUUAACGGUAUUGUCACAUUUGCAGUCAUCGUAUUGAAUUUACCAGCUAUGGUUCUUAUCAUCGGAGUACUUUUGAUUCUCUACAAUCAAAUUAGAAAAUUUUUCAUCCCAAGUUCCAGAGAACUUAAGAGACUUUCUAGUAAGACAAAGAGUCCGCAAAUUGCACAUGUCCAAGAGUCUAUCAAUGGUAUUGAUACCGUCAAGGCUUAUGGUCAAAAUGAGCGUUUCGUCUACAAGAACAAGCAGAAUAUUGAUAAAGUUGUGGCCAUUGGAUACAACAGUCAAGCUUGUAACAGAUGGUUAUCAAUGAGAUUGCAAUGUAUUUCUAGUAUCAUUUUAUUUGCAUCAAGUAUUCUUGCAUUGCUUACUAUUGGUACUGCUGGUGAGAUUAACCCUGCAUUGCUUGGUUUCAUCAUGGUUUAUGCCUUAUCGAUCACUCUGAUUUUGAAUGCUAUUGUUAGAUUGUGGUCCGAAGUGGAAACUCAGUCUGUUGCAGUCGAAAGACUUGUUGAAUUCUGUAACCUUCCAUCUGAAGCUUCUGAGGUUGUAGAAGAUUACAGACCUCUGGCUUCAUGGCCUGAUCAAGGUGCCAUUUCAUUUAGUGAUUAUUCUACUAGAUAUGCUGAGAACUUAGAUCCGGUAUUAAAGAAUAUCACCUUGGAUAUAAAGGGAAACGAAAAAAUUGGUAUCGUUGGAAGAACUGGUGCAGGUAAAUCGUCGUUAACCUUGGCAUUGUUCCGUAUCAUCGAAGCUACUACAGGUCACAUUUCCAUUGAUGGAAUGAACACUAGUAAGCUUGGACUUUCAGAUUUAAGACAUCAAUUAAGUAUUAUUCCUCAAGAUUCACACACUGUGGAAGGAUCAGUAAGACAAAACUUAGAUCCAUUCCAAGAAUUUACAGAUGAACAAUUGUGGAAGGUUUUAGAAUUGGCCCAUUUAAAGGAACAUGUAGAAUCUAUGAAGACUGAACCAACUGAUAAGGAUAAGGAAGAUCAUGAAGGAGAUGAUGAAUUAGUGACCACAUAUGCGUUGGAUGCAAAGAUUUUUGAAGGUGGAUCUAAUUUAUCUGCUGGACAAAAGCAACUUCUUUGCUUGGCCCGUGCAUUGUUGAACCCUUCGAAGGUUCUUUUAUUAGAUGAAGCCACUGCAGCAGUUGACGUUCAAACAGACAAAAUCAUUCAAGAAACUAUUCGUUCUGCAUUUAAAGAUAAGACAAUUUUGGUUAUUGCUCAUAGAUUAGAAACUAUUAUGGACAGUGAUCGUGUUCUUGUUUUGGACCAUGGUGAAGUAAAGGAGUUCAACUCACCAGAAGAGUUACUCAAAGACAAGGAAGGUAUUUUCUACCUGCUUUGCAAGGAAGGUGGAUACCUUCCUAAGGCUUAAAAGGUUUUUACACAUUCAAUUCUUCAGUCUAAGUUUAUAUAUUUAUAAAACCAAAUUAAAAUAAAAAAAAUAUAUAUGUAUAUUACA